AUGGAAAUUAUUGAUUAAGAGUCUCGCUUACUAAGUCAAAGAAUCCUCAAUGAAUUUCAUAUUAAUGAAAUCAGAAAUAAUUUCAUUAGCAUUCUAGGAAUCAACAAAACUCAUUUCGGGUAAUACCUCUAAAAAUUAUCUCAAGAAUCACUGAUUUCACCAAUAUUAUCUAUCAAUUGGCUGAGAACAAUCAGGUCUCAUAAUCUACAAUCGAAUAAUGGUUUAACAUUUUAGACUUAAAUAAAGAUGGAAAACUUGAUUGGAAUGAAUAUUUGAAGUUAUUUGUCGAUUACAUUAGCAAAGUAUAGUGUCUAACAUACCUAAAAUCAUUGGCAUCAUUAGAGGAAUAGAGUCAGUAAUACAUCUAUAUAAGCUUUAGAUACCUAAAAUAAUUAUAAAUAGCUUUUUUAGCAUCUCCAUUCAAAUAACUUUUCACCACCUAAAAUUUAUAAUCAGUUGAACAUGCUUUGGUUUCCCUAGAAAAUAAAUCAUCAAACAAAUAAAUUAAAAAAUAUUACUUCAUCUGUAGAGAUUCUUUUGAGCCCUCUCUAAUUCAAUUAAAUUAAGAAAUCAUAAUUUUUUAAGACUUUAAUAUUUUGCCAGUCUAAAUAAUUUAAGUUCUGAAAAUAGUUUUAUUAUAAAGAUUACCCCACGUAAAAAUUAACAAAAUAGAUUAUGUUACUUAAUUGAUUUCUACAAUAAUAAAUAAUGGUUACUGCAAUCAUAUAUUUAAAUUACUUCUUGUUGAUGAUGAAAAAGAUUCAAUUUAAUUAGAUGAAAAAUAUUAAAAUCAAAUUUUAGGAAUGCAAGCUUUAACAUUAAUUGCAGCUACCAUUCAUAUAUACAACAUUCAUAUACUAAUUCCAAUAGAAAGUGAUUUAUUGGUAGAUACAAUAUUAAAUAUCUUAGCAGAAACUUAAAAUGAUCUUAUAAUUGAAUAAGGUUACAUUCUUUUAGGACAUUUAAUUUUAUACAAUAAAAAAUUUCAACAAAUCUUAUUUACUAAGAGAUAAGCAAUUCUUGAUGUAUAAUUAAUUGAUGAUGAAAAAAUAUUUUAUCAUAGUUGGUUUAUUGGAUGUCUAUUUAGUAGAUAUGAAAAUCAUCAAGCAAGUAAAUUUAUUACUUAAAUGAAUGUAUUACCUGAUAAUUUACUUUGGCUUUAAAGUAUACUCAAUUAUUAUUAACAAUAUGGUUUAAUUUAAUCCAUUGAAAAAAAUUAGAUUAGAAUCUAAAUACAAAUAAAUAUGCUUAUUAUAAUUCAACCCUUAUUGGCUACUCAAAUUCACUAAGAUGUUCUUGUAGCACUAUUACAAUAAUUAUAAACUCAAGCUACUGAUAAUAGACUUAAAUUAUAAAUUUUAAGCACACUUAAGAAAAUAUUCAAAUUACCUUAUUAAUUAAAUUAUUAAAAUUUUACAUCAUAAAAUAUCCUCUUAUCUAACAAUCUCUUAAAUAUAUUAAUGUAACUUAUGGCAGAUCCUAAUUCAUAGAUGAGUUACAAAGCAAAGAAAUUAUUUUUUAAAACUCUAUGUCUUGAUAAUUCAGGAAUAUUAUUAAAAUAUUUAUAAGAAUCUAAUAAUUUAUAAUCAUUCCUCUUUGUUCUUGAAAGUCAAUUUGUAUAAAAUGUAGAUGCCAACUUUUAAAAAUACUUCAAAUAUUAAAUAUUAACAAUCUUAAGAUUAAUGAGUUAAGAUAGUAAUACAUUCUAGAUUCUAUCAAAAGAUCAAUGGUUAUUUAAAUUACUCAUAAAAGCACUCAAUGAUAAUAAUUAAACAUUUACUUCUAAUAAUUAAGUUAUGAUUAAUUGCCAUUAUGAUUAUCUUGUGAUUAAUGAAAUCACAGAGUAUUGUGUUACUUUUAAUUAACAUUUUCAACCAAUUUUCAGACAAAAAACUUAAUUGACAUAUUAAGCUUUAGAAACUAUAUAUUCUAUACUACCUAACAAAUAAGCGAUUAAUGAAAUUAAAUAAUACUUUGUUAAACUAUUAGAAAAUAUAGAUAAAUAUCAACCAUUACUAUUAAAAAGAUAUUUGAAACCUCUUUAUUAAUCAGUUAAUGAAAUAGUAACUCAAUUAACUAAUUUGACUUUAUCAUUGAAUGAUCUUAUUAAGAAUAAUCAAGUCUUUCAUAAUAACUUCAUCAAUUUCUUAUAAUUUUUAAUAAACGAUCUUGCAGUAUUUUAGGAUUAUUUAACAACUAAAAAAGAGGUAAUUGAUGAUACUUUAUUAAUAAUUGGAACUGAAGCUACUUAUGAUGGUUGUGUUGUUACAACUGUUUAUUUAAAUACUUAUUAAAAUAAUUCUAGAUGUAAAAUUGUUUUAAAACCAUAACUUACCUUAUUAGAAUUUGAAAAACAUGUUGAGUAAGGUCUAUAAAUUACAAGUCCUCUCUUAUAUUUAGUAAUUAAUUAGAAUCAUCCUAAUAAAAUACCUUAUGAUGAUUUUUCCAUCAUUGAUGAAUUAUGUUUUAGAAAAUUCAAAGAACUUGCUGAUUAAUUUAUAGAUACAUAAUUUGGAAGUGUUAAAGUUUCUUAAGAAGUCAUUGCUGUAGAACUCUUUAGAUUAAAAAUGGAAGAUUAUUCCAUGAAAAAAAUUUAUGAAAUCUUAAACAAAGGUUCAUCAUAUAUUGAAUUCAAAUAAAUUCAAGACAAUCAAAUGUUAUGGUUUUUAGAAAAUAAUUCAGGUAAUUAUAAUUUAUUGAACUUUUUAGACACUAAAGAUAAAGGAUAAUAAUUGCAAUAAAUAUUUCAACUUACCAAACUCCCAUAUACAUAUAUUGAAAAUCUUUUUGAUGUAUUUUUAAUCCUAAUAUUAUAAAUAGUCUAUCAAUCAAUUUUUUGAUAAAAAUAAUCUAUAACAGUAAUAUAGAUAAAUAUCUCAAGUUAAUUUUGUAGAUUAUUUGACAGAUAUGAAAGUUCCAUUUUUAUUAGCCAAAAAAAUUGCCUCCUUUCUUGCUAGAAAUGGAUUAGCAAAUCCUGUUGAUUUUUAAGAUUUUAUAUGCUUUGUAUCCAUCUUUUAUCAGUAGAGGUAAAUUUUAUAAAUCUAUUACUUUUUUAAGUUUUAAUGAAACCAUUAUCAUGAAGUUUACUUACCUUUUAUAUGCAAACAAACAAGGAAUCUUUGGUUAAGAUUAAUUAUGUGAUUAUUUAGAAACCAUUUUUGUAAUUAAUUUAUCAUUAACAUUAUUAGGUUAUUUAAGAAUAGAAUAUUAAUGUAUAAUAAAUUAAUGAAUGGGGUUCAAGUUUAUUUAAAAAAAUUGAUUAAAAUUAAGAUGGCCAUAUUUCAUUUUAUGAAUACCAUGCUCUAUUAAAAGAAGAAUAAUAUAGAGCUAAAUUAUUAGAUCCAAUCUGUGCUCUAUUUACAAAUUUACCAUUUCAAAAUACAACUAAUCGUUUCUUUUUUGGAACACCUUAAAAAUUGUUUAGAAGUUGA
This is a messenger RNA of Paramecium sonneborni, 3431 nucleotides long. Lineage: Eukaryota; Ciliophora; Oligohymenophorea; Peniculida; Parameciidae. The record is from the annotation of a GenBank genome assembly.